Messenger RNA from Cydia splendana, 1429 nucleotides. RefSeq lists its product as uncharacterized. Lineage: Eukaryota; Metazoa; Arthropoda; Insecta; Lepidoptera; Tortricidae. The record is from RefSeq and is a predicted model, not a curated record. The coding region runs from base 104 to 1429 and encodes 441 amino acids. The transcript has 2 exons.
GACAUUUAUAUAAAUAUGAUGAAAAUCUCCAAAACCGUACACACAAGCGUCGCUUGUUGUAGAAGACACAACAAUUUGGGUGGCCAGCGAUUAGCUAAUCGAUAUGGCUACUUUUAAGAAAUUGGCUAUGUUAGCCAUCCUAGUAGGCAGCUGCCAUGCCGGUGGAUAUCACUACCCUCAUGGAAACUCGUAUAACAGUGGACACUCGGCUCCCGCACCAUUGCCUGCCACUUCAAGCUUCUCACCGAGCAGCUUCCCCGCUGGAUCUCUACCCUCAGCUACAUAUUCCGGCUCGAGCGGAUCCAUUGGAGAUAUCAGCCACAGUCUGGGAUCUAGCAGUCUUGGAUCCAGUGGCCUGAGUAGCAUCGGUUCAAGCGGCCUGGGUGGAUCAUCCAUCAUCGGAGGUUCUGGCCUUGGAGGAUCCUCUUACACCGGAUCACUCGGCAGUGGCAACCUCGGAUCUCUUGGAGGAAGCGGCCUUGGAGGAUCCUCUUACACCGGAUCACUCGGCAGUGGCAAUCUCGGAUCUCUUGGAGGAAGCAGCCUAGGUAGCUCCAUCCCGUCUGGUUUUGGAGGUUCUGUCGGAACAGGUAUUGGUUCAGGAAUUGGAAGCUCCCUCGGAGGUGGCUCGCUGGGAGCACCCCUCGGCGGCUCUUUCAGCGCACCUGCUUUUGACUCCGGAAUUGGCGGCUCUAACUUAGCCGCCCCACUCGCUCCAUCUCUGCCUCUGCCUGGAUCUCUCUCAAACGCAGGUGCAGUUGAUGGGCCCGCUGCCACCGUUCCAGGCGGCGAACCUCCACCACCCGGACCUAAGGCUCCAGUUAUCACAUCGAUUCACGGACUGGCUAAUGGCAAUGGAGCCCCGACCCGAUACAGUGUCAGAGAGGAACCUUACCAAGUCUUCAGAGAACAAAUCCACCGAGUACCUCAGCCGGUACCAGUGCCCGUGCCGCAACCUGUACAAGUCCCAGUCCCACAGCCUUACCCCGUCCAAGUACCAGUGUAUAGGGACGUCCCAGUGCCCGUUGUAAAGAUCCAGCAAGUCAAGGUUGACAAGCCAGUACCUUACCCAGUCGAAAAGAUUGUCAGAGUACCCGUAGAAAGGGUAGUAGAGGUUCCUGUGGAGCGUCGCGUUCCUGUUGAAAAAAUUGUGAAAGUGCCCGUUGUUAAGCUGAUCAAGGUGCCGUAUCAUGUGGUAAAGAAGUACCCAGUCCCUGUGUUCAAGACCGUGCACCACAAAGCAGUGGAACACCAUCACUCUCACGGCUGGCACGCUGCCCCUCAUGAUCACUACGGCAUUCAUGACCACCACGACAUUCACGAUCAUCACGAUCAUCACGAUCAUCACGAUCUUCAUGGCCAUGACGACCACCUCGAUAUCCAUGACGAGCACGACCUGCACGACCACAGCGACCACGGCUGGCACUAA